AUGCCCGAACUCGACUCGAUGCUGGCAUUUGUGGCGGGUCAGGGCGACAGCAUGCCGCCUUCUGACGCGCAUAUUCAUAUUUCUGAUACGAUGGAUGCCUCUGGCCAAUUUGUGCUUUUGCAUUAUGCAUUGACGGCGCUGCAACGCGGUGCUUCGGUGGUAUGGCUAUGUGCCAGCGCUAACGGUCUCACACACUUGGCGCAUAUUGCGCGCAAAGCUGGUGUGAACCUUUCUUCUUCACACAAAUUUUCGUAUCUGGAUGCCCAUGCCUACAUGAACGAGCCUUCCUUCCUUCCUGCAUUGCUCUCACAGCUGCGCCGGGCCAUUCCCGAGACGGGCAUCGCGCACGAGAUUGCUCAGACACUUGUUAUCGUUGAUGAUUUGUCUGUCCUUCAAUGGUGUAUUCCUGGGUCUGUGGCAGAAUCCCACUCGCACAUAGUCCAAUGGCUUCGUGCACUGCGUCAAACAUGUGGCCUUCGUUCCGCUGCCCUGGCUACACUCCAACACUCUGAUGCAUGCGCUGUCGUGAGCCCCAAUGGAACUCUAGACCAAGGAGAUGAACGUCUCUUCAGAUACCUUCUUCAAACUGCCGAUCUAUGGGUCGCCAUCAAUGAGUUGCCUAGCGGGCGGGCAGCUGACUGUGAUGGUGAGGUGGCUGUCCACGCGCUGGCACGACCUUCUAUCGCUACCACUUGCAUGGCCGAGGCGCCAUCACCUCUUACCUCGUUUGUGCUCGAUAGGUACAUGCCAUCGUCCGAAAAGUGCCUCUAUCGCAUUCUACCUGAAGGCACGGGUCCUAAGCAAGACAAUGGCACACGUCUCAUCGCACGAGUUUGGUCACGAGGUGGUGGAUUGGUGUGA
Molecule: messenger RNA, 861 nt
Organism: Malassezia pachydermatis
Lineage: Eukaryota; Fungi; Basidiomycota; Malasseziomycetes; Malasseziales; Malasseziaceae
Exons: 2
Coding region: 1-861 (286 amino acids)
Biological process (GO): tRNA wobble uridine modification
Cellular component (GO): elongator holoenzyme complex
Source: RefSeq, a predicted model, not a curated record